This is a messenger RNA of Vanrija pseudolonga, 1964 nucleotides long. It is a transcript of the gene Elac1, whose product is annotated as Zinc phosphodiesterase ELAC protein 1. Gene Ontology annotation, cellular component: nucleus. Bases 109 to 1926 code for a protein of 605 amino acids. Gene Ontology annotation, molecular function: 3'-tRNA processing endoribonuclease activity. Lineage: Eukaryota; Fungi; Basidiomycota; Tremellomycetes; Trichosporonales; Trichosporonaceae. The transcript is spliced from 7 exons. The record is from RefSeq and is a predicted model, not a curated record.
UCAACGACGGCAGCCGACCAUUUCCUGCAACAAAACUCGACUCAUCCUCCAAACACAGCUCUUGAAACACAACACUUCCUCUUUCACGACAGCAAGACCCUCGCCACCAUGUCCUCCUCGUCGCCGACGCCAUCGACAUCGUCGGCAGAGAGGAGAAUGUCAAACGGAAAGGCAAAGCCAAAGAAGGCUCCACCUCCAGUCUCGGUCCACUUUUUGGGAACAUGUAGUGGCGGCGGCCCCAUCAUCUCGCGCCAGUGUUCGGCCACCGCCGUCGACCUCGGCAACAACAUUUGGUUGUUCGACGCCGCUGACGGCACCAACAACCGGCUUCACCAGUCGUCCCUGCGCAUGGUGAACAUUUCGCGCAUCUUCAUCACGCACAUGCACGCGGAUCACAUUCUUGGCAUCGUGGCGAUCCUCGGCGUCAUCAUGAGCGGCGUGGGGCAGAGCCCAGCCGGUCUUGAGCGUCUGCGCCAGGCGGGCACCCUAAAGAGGCCGGAUAUCAACAUCUACGGACCCGCUGGCCUCCGCAGGCUGAUUCGCACCAUGCUGGAAUGCACAGCCAUCACCCUCACCGGCGCGUACGCCGUCCACGAGCUUAUCCCAGAGGGCGGCUCUCCUUCAGCGGCAUGCAAAGCUGGCGACCUCCACGUCAAUGAGGCCCAGGGAAUCGACUUCCACCCGAACGACCAGGGCGUGUGGGAAAACAUUGUGGACGACAGGCCAACCCGGGGUAUCAAAGGCUGGCGCGUGUCUGCAGGCCCAUUGAUUCAUCGAGUCCCCUCCAUCGGUUACGUCCUCACCGAGCCCGAGCCUCGUCACCCUCUCGACACGGCUGCACUCAUUCCGCUCCUGCAGCGCAACGCCGAAGCGCUGGCCGAGCUCGACCCGCCAAUCCGCCACCCGCUGUCGCUCUUGUCAAAGAUGAGCAGCCUACCACCCCCCAAGCCGUUCAAACUUCCCUCGGGCGAUGUUCUCUACCCACCCGAGCCAACAGGCGAAGCCGGACGCAAACUUGUCAUCUUUGGCGACUGCUCUGGCGGCACCCCAAACAAAGCAUUCCAACGCAUCUGCGAGGACGCAAGUCUGUUGGUGCACGAGUGUACCAAUGCGGCUAUCCCCGAGGGCGUAGGCAAGGGCGAGAAGGGCCGGCUUGUGCGUGCCGCAGGCCUAGAGCAGAGCUUGGAGAAGAAGCGAGACCAUGAGUUUGAGAUUUCCGCUCGGGAUCGCGGCGUCGUGCGCGAGCCGUGGGUCUUCCACGGCAAGCGUGGCGACACGGAGAAGCGUGUUGCAGCGGAAGACGAGUUUGCGGCGAAGAAGAUUGCAGUCCGAGCCAAGGCGCAGAGCCGAGGGCACUCGGCUCCAGAGGACGUGGGCGAGUUUGCAGCGGCGAUCCGCGCGCGACGUGUGGCAGUCAACCACUUUAGUGCAAUGUUCCCAUCGCCACGAUACGUGUCAAACGAUCCGUUCCCGUCUUUGCUCGGCCCGACUUCGCCGUUCCCAUACCCCACCGCCGAUAUCACGGCGCACGCGGCCAGACUUCCGCCGAUUCCCCUGUCUCCAAACGAGCUUCACUUGCGACUGAUCAUGCAGACAAUCGCCAACCAGAUCAGCGCCGAGUGGAACGGGCCGCACUGCGUACUGCAUGGCGUUGAUGAGCCGGAACCCCACCUGGUCAAGAUGGCCGUUUGCUCGCGGGACUUUAUGGUUUACCAUGUGCCGUCGCACGAGCUCACGUCGGAGGAGAUCAGGACAAUGGCCAAUGCGCAUUCCGAAGCGAACACGGUGCUCCGGAGCUGGGCCAACAGCGGUGGAGUAUGGACUGUGGAGCAGGGCAAGCAAACGUGGAUUGGGGUAGAGAAGGAGCCAGCUCCGACGCCGGCAGGGACACCAGUUCCGCCAGCUGUGGCGGGCGCUGGGGCAUAGGCGGCAACAACAUAGAUGAUGCAUGGGAUGGUAAGGUG